Messenger RNA from Phaethon lepturus (White-tailed tropicbird), 1252 nucleotides. It is a transcript of the gene SAMSN1, whose product is annotated as SAM domain, SH3 domain and nuclear localization signals 1. Lineage: Eukaryota; Metazoa; Chordata; Aves; Phaethontiformes; Phaethontidae. Bases 154 to 1059 code for a protein of 301 amino acids. The transcript is spliced from 7 exons. Gene Ontology annotation, molecular function: protein binding. The record is from RefSeq and is a predicted model, not a curated record.
ACAAGCAGCUUUGGAAGCUUUGACCGUUUCAGGCACCACUCGAUAUCAAAGACAGAUGAUUCACCUGAGAUAUCUGAGUUGGAGACCAUAAGUGACAUUGGAGAAGCAGUACAAACUAAAGCAGCAAGUAAUGGAGGAAGUUUGGGUAAGAAGAUGAGAGCCAUUUCCCUUACCAUGAAGAAAAAGAUGGGUAAAAAGUACAUCAAGGCACUCUCUGAGGACAUGAAUGAAGAAGGAAAGGAUGACAGUGAUCCUGGUGGUGGAAUACACACUGAGAAGGUCUCCCUAAAAGCCAGUGACUCUAUGGAAAGUCUCUAUAGCCUGAACAGUGGCCAGAGCUCAUCUAGUGGGGUGACCAGCUGCUCGGAUGGAACGAGCAACAGGGACAGCCUCCGAUUUGAUGAUGAAGUCCCUUACAGUGGACCCUUCUGUGGUCGAGCCAAAGUUCACACUGACUUCACACCAAGUCCUUAUGACACCGACUCUCUGAAAAUUAAGAAAGGAGACAUUAUAGAUAUCAUCUGUAAAACCCCCAUGGGUAUAUGGACAGGCAUGCUGAACAACAGAGUAGGAAACUUCAAGUUCAUUUACGUGGAUAUUAUCUUGGAAGAGGAAUCUGCACCCAGAAAGAUAAAGCCACGCAGAGGAAGCAAAAGGACCAAGCCAAAAACGUUGCAGGAACUCCUGGAUUGUGUCCACCUGCAGGAAUAUACCUCAACCCUCUUGCUAAAUGGCUAUGAAACUCUAGAGGACUUAAAGGAUCUACAGGAGAGCCACCUGAUUGAAUUAAAUAUUUCAAACCCAGAAGACAGGGCAAGAUUGUUAUCAGCAAUUGAAAAUCUACAGGACAAUGACAUUGAACAACAGAAAAAUGAGGGUGGUCAGGAGACACGGAGCUUCAGCUCUCACCAUGGCUUUGACAAAUCACAGUUAAAUGACUGCCCAAGAGAUUCUGGAUGUUACAUCUCAUCAGAAAAUUCAGAUAAUGGUAAAGAAGAAGUAGACCCAGAAACCCUGUCUGACAUGGUGCAGUCAAUAACAAUCACUGAGUCAAACUGAUUCAGUCCUGCAACUUUUCUGCAAAUUUUCAGAAAAGACAAUCAGAUUUGCUGGUGUGAUGGCACAGAAGCAGAACACAAAAUAUUCUCAACACCAAAAAUCUACUUCUGUCUGAUGUAUGAUGCUCUAGACUGUUUAAUAUGUGGACACUUGAUGAUUGAUAGCUAAAUGUUAGCUGAUAAUAAGAAUAUCU